AUGAGUUUUAUUGUACCCAUCAUCUUUGUUUCUAUGAUCCCUGUUAUUUAUAAGUAAGUUACUUUAUAAAAAUGUAACUAUAGAUAAAUUAGGCCCAAUUUCUUAAUUUAGAUUUGUCUUUUCGGAUCCAGAAUGGUUUAAGCAUGGCAAUCGACCAGUAUGGAGUUUUCUGAAAGAAAAUGCUUUUACAGAAGCUGUCGAGCUACACGUGAACUUUACAGUUGGGAAUUUAGUGUUAAAAAGCCAAAAAGAGCGAGCGAACUUGAUGAGGAACAACUUUUACUUAAUAAAGAAUUUUCUGAUUGUUACAAUGGCUAGACUUAGCUAUAUUAUAGACAACGACACGAUAAUCAACAAAGACGAACAAUUCUGUAAAGGUACGUCUUUCUGUUUCGUUGGAAAUUUUACUUUUAUUAAUCCUUUCAAAAUACAAAGGUUUACAAGACUAGAUGUCAUACAUAGGACUACAAGGCCCAUAUUUACAUCAUGGGUUUGUUAGGACUGUAUAAAUAGAAAUCGCAGAACUGUAUAUUAUUUUCAUUUCUCAUUACAAGCCUUGUAGAACAGUAUAUGUAACUUUUUCAGAGUUUGACGCUGCCUACGAUUCAAUGCUGUCCAAAAGCCUUAAGGAAUCCGAAGUGUUAGUGGAACUAAGGCCAGAAAUAAAAUCUGUUUUUGAUAAACUUGUUUCACAAAUUCUGGAUGACAAAUUUGUUGAAAUGAAAAAUGAUUUUAGACUUAUUUCUCUCAAGAUGGGUCAUUAUGAUUCUGUUGCUAAAUAUUUUUAUCAGCUCUAA
Molecule: messenger RNA, 797 nt
Organism: Bursaphelenchus okinawaensis
Lineage: Eukaryota; Metazoa; Nematoda; Chromadorea; Rhabditida; Aphelenchoididae
Source: the annotation of a GenBank genome assembly